This is a messenger RNA of Hordeum vulgare subsp. vulgare (domesticated barley), 1608 nucleotides long. RefSeq lists its product as uncharacterized. Bases 94 to 1233 code for a protein of 379 amino acids. Lineage: Eukaryota; Viridiplantae; Streptophyta; Magnoliopsida; Poales; Poaceae. Gene Ontology annotation, molecular function: protein binding. The transcript has a single exon. The record is from RefSeq and is a predicted model, not a curated record.
CGGAUCGUGGGAGGAAGGAAGACCUACCUCCGCCGUCGCCGCCACUCCUCUACCACCACUGACCUCCCACUCCACUCCCAGCAGCGCCGGCGAAUGGCGAUAAUGGCCGAUGCCGCAGGUGCGACUCCUCUCCUCCCCGGCCUCCCGGACGAGAUCGCCAUCUGGGAGAUCCUCGUCCGCCUGCCCCCCAAAUCCGUCCUCCGGUGCCGCGCCGUCAGCCCCGCGUGGCGCCGCGCCACCUCCACCCGCGACUUCCUCCAAUCCCACCACGCCCGCCAGCCCGCCCUCCUCCUCCAAUACACCCACAGCAGAGUCGCCGACGGCGGCGCGUCCCUGGACAUCGUCCCCUUCGACCACCGUUCACGGGUCGCCGCCGCCGCCGACCGGUUCCAGUGUAUCGCGCGGCUGGAAGCGGCUCCCAACAUCUAUCAUGCUCCCAACUUCUAUUCUCCCUGCUUCUAUCUGGAGGCCUCCUGCGACGGCCUCCUCGUGCUCUCCAUCGACUUCGACGACGUCUGCAUCUGCAAUCCGGCAACUCGACAGUUUGCUCCGCUCCUGCAGGUUCGUGGAUUCAUGCCCGUGGAGCUGUACCCUCACCCCUCUACCGGCGAGUACCAUAUGUUGCUGUACCGGGAGGAAGAUCAAGGUGCCAUCUACGUUUUCAGGGUAGGCUCUAGCCAGCCGCCGAGGCACAUAGGGUGCCCUGAUCCGCACGAACUGGAAGAUUGCCCCGGACUCCUGUUCCAUGGUAGCCUACAUUGGUACAUAGGCAACCGGAUAGUGGUAUUCGACACAGCUGCCGAGUCGUUCCGGCAGAUCCGUGCCCCGGUUGCCCGAGACCACGCCCGACUAUUCGAGCUGGAUGACAUGCUUGGCGCCUUGUCUCUUAAUGAUGAAGAUACAGCCGUCGAUAUCUGGGUGAUGCAGGACUACCAAGGCGAGGUCUGGGAUUUCAAGCGUCGGGUUGAGUUGCCGGUUGCGGAGAUCAUGGACCACUGUCAAUAUUAUUUCCAUGAAGAGGGUAUGAUGCUUGUGCCUGGGGACGGUGAGUUGGUCGUGCUGAUCGGUUGUAAUGGCUGGCUGUUUCAGCUUGAUGCAGAUGGCAAGUUGAUUGCUAGUUUCCAACCCAGAUGCCUCAGUUCUACUCUAUAUGUGCUCAAGCAAACUCUUGUUCAACAUACCUUUUUUCCGGCACUAGAGGGUUAUGUUGUGAAUGCCUCGCCUUUUAUCUGACCAGAUGAUUAUGUUGUCACCACUUAGAGGGUUGUUCAGCCUGGCGGUGUUUCUUAUUGGUUUAGCUCUCAGUAUCCACAUGAGCUGCAAUAUGUAUUAACUAGAUCCCCAGUUAUGCUGUCAACAUGUAGCCCUUCAUCUGAGAGCUGUUGAGUGUGGUGUUGUUUCUUAUCAGCCUAGCUCUCAGUAUCCACAUGAGCUGCAAUAUGUAUUAACUAGAUCCCCAGUUAUGCUGUCAACAUGUAGCCCUUCAUCUGAGAGCUGUUGAGUGUGGUGUUGUUUCUUAUCAGCCUAGCUCUCCGUAUCCACAUGAACUGCUGUAUGUAUUAACUAGAUCCAAUGUUCUGUUGCAAUCCAUUCCUUUUCAUUAUUCCA